Cherax quadricarinatus is the source of this 893-nucleotide messenger RNA. RefSeq names its product subgroup A Rous sarcoma virus receptor pg950. Lineage: Eukaryota; Metazoa; Arthropoda; Malacostraca; Decapoda; Parastacidae. The record is from RefSeq and is a predicted model, not a curated record. Gene Ontology annotation, molecular function: protein binding.
UUAUAAAUGAGGAGGUUCUGGAGGCUGUGUUGCAGUCUGGUGUGAGUUUGUCACGAAGUCUUCACUUUCAGCGUCCUCCAUCUUAUUAUACAAUACUAGAAAAUGACCAUUAUGACCACCUGUACCAUCCUGUGUGUCCUGGUGCUGGCUUGUGCUGGUACAUUGAGCACUGCACAGGAGACCAAGUGCAUAGGAGAUGAUUUCAACUGUGGCGACAAAUGCAUUCCUUCUUCCUUCGUCUGUGAUGGCCACUUCGACUGUGGCAACGGCAAGGAUGAGGUGAACUGCAAGAAGGUGUCUGCAGCUGCAGCCCCACCCGUUGCUUUCCGUGACGACGCACCAACCUUCCCUCUGGAGUUCGGUGAUUAACCUUCCUGAAGAGGAGCUCAGUGAUGCUGCGGGAAGUGUGGAGCUUCACUUGUGCGGAAGGGGCGUGUGUGGAGAUGCUGGAGUUGGGUGGGUGUCUGUGGACAAGAGAAAAGACCGCAAAAGAAAUUUAGACUCGUGGGAUACUGAGAGGAAGUGUGAAGAAUGGUUAAAAGUUGGGCGGCUUGUAUGAGGUGGGAGAAGAAGUUAUUAAGGAAACGUUAUAGUUGAUGGCUCCUGGAAGCAAUAUGAUGCUAUUGUCUAAAUGUGUGGUGAGAUUAGUGGUACAAUUAGCAGUAACAUUGUCAAGGGAUGCUGUCCUGGAGGAGGUUACGUCUCGAGGUCAACAUAACACAACUGAGCCCCAGAGAAGUAUUAGCUGGAAAAUCAAAAGUUACGUUAACUACCGCAGCGGAAAAUGUGUAUAUAGAGCGCGCACACACACACACACACACACACACACACACACACACACACACACACACACACACACACACACACACACACACACAAACACACACACACAA